CCGGCGACUGAGGGGACCCGACGCCUCCCCGCCGGGCGCGCCCUCCGCCCCGGGCCGCAGAGAUGGCACAUCCUCAGGUAGUCACACGUAGCUGCAGCUUCCACGAAGAGGAAAAUGGCUGCACUUGUCAGCAGCAUGCAUCCCCGUCUGCGGAGCUUCUAUUAGAAGACCAGAUGAGGCGAAAACUCAAAUUUUUUUUCAUGAAUCCCUGUGAGAAGUUCUGGGCGCGAGGUAGAAAACCAUGGAAACUUGCCAUACAAAUUCUAAAAAUCGCAAUGGUGACUAUACAGCUGGUCUUUUUUGGGCUAAGUAACCAGAUGGUGGUAGCUUUCAAGGAGGAGAACACUGUAGCGUUCAAACACCUCUUCCUGAAAGGAUAUACAGACCGAAUGGAAGACACAUAUGCAGUGUACACACAGCGUGAUGUAUACGAUCAGAUCGUCUUCGCCGUGAACCAGUACUUGCAGCUGCGCAACAUCUCAGUUGGGAAUCACGCAUACGAGAGCCACGGUUUGGAGCCGUCUGCCAUGGCGGUCUGUCAGAACUUCUACAGGCGAGCAACCAUAUGUCCUGGGAAUGACACCUUCGACAUUGAUCCAGAAAUCGAGACAGAGUGUUUCUUUAUAGAGCCCCAAGAGCCUUUUCAUAUUGGGACACCAGAGGACAAUAAACUCAACCUAACACUGGACUUCCACAGGCUCCUAACAGUGGAGCUGCAGUUUAAGUUGAAGGCUAUUAAUCUGCAGACAGUUCGUCAUCAGGAGCUCCCUGACUGUUACGACUUCACUCUGACAAUAACAUUUGACAAUAAGGCCCAUAGCGGAAGAAUUAAAAUAAGCUUAGAUAAUGACAUUUCCAUCAGGGAAUGUAAAGACUGGCACGUAUCUGGAUCAAUUCAGAAGAACACUCAUUACAUGAUGAUCUUUGAUGCCUUUGUCAUCUUGACCUGCUUGGCUUCGUUGAUCCUCUGCGCCAGAUCUGUGAUUACAGGACUUCAGCUUCAGCAGGAAUUUGUCAGUUUUUUCCUCCUCCAUUAUAAGAAAGUAGUUUCUGUUUCUGACCAAAUGGAAUUUGUCAAUGGAUGGUACAUUAUGAUUAUUGUGAGUGACAUACUGACAAUCACUGGAUCAAUUCUGAAAAUGGAGAUCCAAGCUAAGAGUCUAACAAGUUAUGAUGUCUGCAGCAUAUUUCUUGGGACUUCUACCAUGCUGGUGUGGCUUGGAGUCAUCCGAUACCUCGGUUUCUUUGAGAAGUACAAUCUCCUCAUUCUGACGCUUCAGGCGGCACUGCCCAAUGUCAUGAGGUUCUGCUGCUGCGCAGCUAUGAUUUAUUUGGGCUAUUGCUUCUGUGGAUGGAUUGUGCUGGGGCCUUACCAUGAAAAGUUCCGUUCUCUGAACAGGGUCUCUGAGUGCCUUUUCUCUCUGAUCAAUGGAGAUGAUAUGUUUGCCACAUUUGCAAAGAUGCAGCAAAAAAGUUACUUGGUCUGGCUGUUUAGCAGGAUUUACCUCUACUCAUUCAUCAGCCUCUUUAUAUAUAUGAUUUUAAGUCUUUUCAUUGCACUGAUCACUGAUACAUAUGAAACAAUUAAGCAUUACCAGCAAGAUGGCUUCCCAGAGACUGAACUUCAGACAUUCAUAUCAGAAUGCAAGGAUCUGCCCAACUCUGGAAAAUACAGACUAGAAGAUGACCCUCCAGUGUCCCUAUUCUGCUGCUGUAAAAAGUAGCUCUCAGGUUUCCUGCUCUAGAGGAAACAUAACGUGUAGCUGAGUUGGGAGAUUAUAUGGAUAUUAUUAGAUGAGGUAUAAUAUAUUUGAAGGCUAUUAUUUUGAGCUAAUUAGUAGCUAUAAUUCACUAAGAGCUAUGUUUAUAUUUUUAAAAAGCAAUAUUUCAUGUCUUUGCUUCUUUUUACUGUUGGUUUAAAAAAAAAGUAACUAAUGUGAAUGAGGGAAACUAUUGGAUUAUUGUUCCUCCCUGUUUAUGACACCUUAGCCUGAGAAUGUGUUCCCAAUGCGCUCCUUAGUUCAUGUUCUCUUGCUUCCAGCUGCUCUGGGUGGAUUGUGGCAUCAGUGCAUCAGUGGAAAAGAAUCCCUGAUCUGACAAUGACUUUGAACCACUUGGUGACAUUGGCCUGAAUCACUCCCACGUGCCCAUCCAGGAGAUGGUGGAGUGGGAGUGGUUAAUAUGUGUAUCCAGUAAUCAUUGCAUUUUAAAAUCUUCUCUUAAAGAGCAGGAUAGAAAAAAUGACCAUCACCAGCUAACAGUGCAAUCUUUGGUUCUGUAGGACGACUGUUACUUGAUUCUGCUUUUACUUCUGGAGAGGAUUAGAUUUUUAAGUAUUCGUUUAUGUUUCCUCCCCAUCAAUGAUAAAUGAAAUACAAAAUUGAAAGAGCA
This is a messenger RNA of Lepus europaeus (European hare), 2391 nucleotides long. RefSeq names its product mucolipin TRP cation channel 3 (gene MCOLN3). Gene Ontology annotation, molecular function: NAADP-sensitive calcium-release channel activity. Gene Ontology annotation, cellular component: plasma membrane; lysosomal membrane. The coding region runs from base 63 to 1724 and encodes 553 amino acids. Lineage: Eukaryota; Metazoa; Chordata; Mammalia; Lagomorpha; Leporidae. The record is from RefSeq and is a predicted model, not a curated record. The transcript has 13 exons.